UCUUGUGUUUGUUUUGAUUUUUUUUUAGAAGCUAAGAUGGAUUUGUUUAUCCGAAAGGAAUUGGCAAUAAAUAGCUCCACAGGCAUGGAGGAUGUGGCUCCACACUGCAUGAAACUUCUGACCUGGCUGCGAUCCUGUCAGGAGGAGAUGCGGUCACAGAACAGACGCCUCAGGCUCACCCAAUCACUGAUCGAGACUAUGCUGAAGGCUUUGGUGUACCUGUUCGAGUGUUUCGAGCGCUUUGGAGAGCCCCUGGCGGAUCGGAUUGAUUCCCAUUUGUUUUUUGAAAAAUGCUCCACUUCGGCUGGACGGAGGCAAUACAUUCGAGAUCUCUGCUCGGGAAUUGUGAACACUCGAAAGGGGGAGUUACAGGCUCCGCUACUUCAUUUUAUACAGAAACCCCUGUCCGAGAUUCAGCCCGAUUGGGCAGCCAUCCGAGAGUUGGAUUGGUCCGAGAUUAGGCAAUCGGACGCUGUGUCGUUAGCAGACAUUGUUCAUCCCGAUCUGCAGCAGAUGCGCCUCCUGGUGAAGCGGAUUUGCCGACUGUCUAGUCUGGAGAGCAUCCAAACAGCUUUGGAGAGGUCCAUGGACCUUGUUGGAUUUCCGGUAUGGUUACAUCUUUACCAAGAGCCCCGGGACAGUAGCAUACAUCCAGAUUGUCUGCUGCUAAGCCACAUGAUCUCUGACACCCUGGCGGAAGGUAAAUCCCCCGUCUGCUCUAGUUUCCUGCAUCACGUCUACGAUUUUGUGGCAAAACCCGCCAACGAGUUACGAUUCUAUGCCUGCCUGGACCAUAUCCGAUUGGCCGGGUGCUUAAUUACAUUCCUCACUAGCUAUUGGAAGCGAUACUUGCCCCAUUUCGACCUGGAGGAUAUGGAAAUGACUCCCAAUGGCCCUGCCAUCGACACAAAAUUUCCCAUUGACGAAGCCACGUUUUUGACGCAUCUGAUGCUGGGACCCCAAUCUCCAUGCCGCCAGAAAUACCACCAGCAGCUAGUCACUGCUUUGCCGCCAGCCACCACCCACCAAAUGACGCAGUUGCUCAGUAAAGCCGCAUUCGUUUAUAGUUAA
Drosophila bipectinata is the source of this 1071-nucleotide messenger RNA. RefSeq lists its product as uncharacterized. The record is from RefSeq and is a predicted model, not a curated record. NCBI's taxonomy places the organism in Eukaryota, Metazoa, Arthropoda, Insecta, Diptera, Drosophilidae.